Messenger RNA from Drosophila bipectinata, 1620 nucleotides. It is a transcript of the gene ste24a, whose product is annotated as prenyl protease type I. NCBI's taxonomy places the organism in Eukaryota, Metazoa, Arthropoda, Insecta, Diptera, Drosophilidae. Gene Ontology annotation, cellular component: endoplasmic reticulum membrane. Gene Ontology annotation, biological process: CAAX-box protein processing. The record is from RefSeq and is a predicted model, not a curated record. Gene Ontology annotation, molecular function: metalloendopeptidase activity.
UAUUUACUUUUAAAUCAACCUUCGAUCAUUUCAGAGGUAAAUUUUUUCCGCCGUUUUUUUCACAAUUUCUCAUAAUAAAAAAAAAAAACGUUUUCCAACACUUUUAAAAUCGCGUCAGUCGUUGGCGCUUGUAAAAUUCCAGUUUUAUUGAAAUAACUUAAAAUAGGGUGAUAAAAUGACUCCCUUAGACGCGGACACGGUGCUUUUCAGCAUAUUGGCCCUGGUUAUUGUUGAAAAUGCCCUGGAAAUCUAUAUUGCACUUCGCCAGGUGAAAGUGUACCGAACUGCACUGAAAGUGCCAGAGGAAUUGGCGAAACACAUGGGCGAGGAGACGUUCCAUAAGGCACGAAAAUAUGGCUUGGAUCAGGAGCAGUUUGGCAUCUUCAAGGCGAUUGUAGCCGACGUUGGAUUGCUCUGUCUGGAACUAUACAUUGGAUUGAUUGCCGUUAUCUGGAACUUGUCCAUUCAGGUGGUGGACCACUUUAAUUGGAACUCUUCGAACGAGAUCCUCGUUAGCUGCGUCUUUGUUCUGAUCUCAAAUGUGCUGAGCACUUUCAAGUCGCUGCCCUUCAAGAUAUACAAGAUCUUUGUGCUGGAGGAGACUCACGGCUUCAACAAACAGACUGCUGGAUUUUUCGUCUGGGAUCAGAUCAAAAGCUUUUUGGUCACCCAGGUGCUGAUGAUUCCCAUCACGGCGGCACUCAUCUUCAUUGUUCAGCGGGGCGGCGACAACUUCUUCAUCUGGUUGUGGAUGUUUACUGGAAUUAUUUCGUUGGUGCUGCUCACGAUUUACCCUAUAUUUAUUGCGCCAUUGUUUGACAAAUACACUCCUUUGGAGAAGGGACCGUUGCGCCAGUCUAUCGAGGAUCUGGCCGCCUCGCUGAAGUUCCCACUCACUAAAUUGUUUGUGGUUGAGGGAUCUAAGCGAUCCUCCCAUAGCAAUGCCUACUUCUAUGGCCUUUGGAACUCAAAGCGAAUCGUGCUGUUCGACACCUUGUUGUUGAACAAAGGAAAACCUGAUGACUCGGAACUAUCGGACGAUGAAAAGGGCAAGGGAUGCACGGAUGAAGAGGUGCUUGCUGUCUUGGGACACGAAUUGGGUCACUGGAAACUGGGACACGUCACCAAAAACAUUAUUAUUAUGCAGAUCCACCUUUUCCUUAUGUUUUUAGUAUUUGGCAACGUCUUCAAGUAUCCACCUUUUUAUGUCGCUAUGGGUUUCCAACCUGGAACCCGACCUAUUCUAGUAGGACUGUUAAUCGUCUUCACAUAUGUCUUGGCACCGUACAACGCACUCAUGAAUUUCGCUAUGACUAUUUUGUCGCGACGAUUCGAGUAUCAGGCUGACGAGUUCGCGUUCCAGCUGGGAUUCGCUGAGCAGUUGGGUCGUGCCCUUAUCAAGCUAAAUGUGGACAAUCUUGGCUUCCCUGUCUAUGACUGGCUGUAUUCCACAUGGAACCACUCUCAUCCCACUUUGCUGCAGCGAAUGGGACGCCUGCAGGAGCUUAAGGCAAGCAAGAAAUUAAACUAGAUAGCGCACAUCACACAAGACCAAAGUUUAUUCUGUUCUUUUGUUUUACGUAAAAUUAAUAAUAAAGCGGAGGGAUAUUCCCAACGAAA